AACACAACCGUCUUCUCAAUCGAACGUUUCUUCCUCUCCACUCCAGAAACUCCGUUAGAUCUCUCAGACAAUGGCCGCGGCGAUGGUUCUCGACCCCAAACCAUCUCCGUCCCUAAUGGAUCUCUCCACGCCGGACGAGGAAGAUCCCUACUCCCGUCUCAAAUCCCUCGAACGCCAGCUCGAAUUCACCGACAUCCAAGAGGAAUACGUCAAAGACGAGCAGAAGAAUCUCAAACGCGAGCUCCUACGCGCCCAAGAAGAGGUCAAGCGAAUCCAAUCCGUGCCCCUCGUGAUCGGCCAGUUCAUGGAGAUGGUCGAUCAGAACAACGGCAUCGUCGGGUCCACCACCGGGUCCAAUUACUACGUCAGGAUUCUCAGCACCAUCAACAGAGAAGACCUGAAGCCUUCUGCCUCCGUGGCGCUUCACCGCCACUCGAACGCACUCGUUGAUGUGUUGCCGCCUGAGGCUGAUUCGAGUAUCUCGCUUCUUAGCCAAUCUGAGAAGCCUGACGUGUCCUAUAAUGAUAUUGGAGGAUGUGAUAUUCAGAAGCAGGAGAUUCGUGAGGCUGUUGAGUUGCCGUUGACGCAUCACGAGCUUUAUAAGCAGAUUGGUAUUGACCCUCCACGUGGUGUGUUGCUCUAUGGACCUCCUGGUACUGGGAAGACUAUGUUGGCUAAGGCUGUUGCCAACCACACAACCGCUGCUUUCAUUAGGGUUGUUGGGUCCGAGUUUGUGCAGAAGUACCUCGGUGAGGGACCUCGUAUGGUUCGUGAUGUCUUCCGUCUUGCUAAAGAAAAUGCUCCAGCUAUUAUCUUUAUUGAUGAGGUUGAUGCAAUUGCUACUGCUAGGUUCGAUGCUCAAACUGGAGCUGAUAGGGAAGUCCAGCGUAUUCUCAUGGAACUACUUAAUCAGAUGGAUGGGUUUGACCAGACUGUGAAUGUCAAGGUCAUAAUGGCAACCAACAGGGCAGACACUCUUGAUCCUGCUCUGUUGCGUCCUGGGAGACUUGAUCGUAAGAUUGAGUUCCCCCUUCCUGAUAGGCGUCAGAAGAGGCUUGUUUUCCAGGUAUGCACCGCCAAAAUGAACCUCAGCGAUGAGGUUGACUUGGAAGACUAUGUUUCACGGCCUGAUAAAAUUAGCGCUGCUGAGAUAGCAGCAAUCUGCCAGGAAGCUGGAAUGCAUGCAGUGCGUAAGAACAGAUACGUGAUAUUGCCUAAGGAUUUCGAGAAGGGUUACCGCUCAAACGUGAAGAAGCCAGACACGGACUUUGAGUUCUACAAGUGAGGGAGAAAGCUGAGGAUGGGAAUCAGAGUAUGCGUGUUGUUAAAAUUCCUUUGUUUAUUUAAUAGACAUGGAUACGCAGUUUAAUGUAUGAACUUCGUUGGAUCUCUAGUGUACUUUGUGUUUAGCCUCUCAGCUUUUACAGUUCAAUUUAUAAGAAAACAGUGGCAGUUUAAUAUAUGAACUAAGUUGCGUCUCUAA
Brassica rapa (field mustard) is the source of this 1483-nucleotide messenger RNA. RefSeq names its product 26S proteasome regulatory subunit 6B homolog. Lineage: Eukaryota; Viridiplantae; Streptophyta; Magnoliopsida; Brassicales; Brassicaceae. Gene Ontology annotation, molecular function: ATP hydrolysis activity; ATP binding. The record is from RefSeq and is a predicted model, not a curated record.